UCAAGUCCUUUCACAUAUAUAGAGGAGUACUACUCUGUCACUCUGUCUAUAAAUGUGGCGUCGCAGUUCUUGAUCUGACAAAGACAAUUUUAGAAGAAGAAGAAGAAGAAGAUAAUGGGGGAGAGUCGCGGCAGCAUCGCCUUCUUCACGACGUACCGCCCAGCGGUGCCACUGGACAUCUUCUCGUGUCCCGCCACUCCCUCACCGGACGACGAGCUGUCGCUCACCGACGGCGUCUCUUACAACCAGAACGGCCGUCCCAUCCCAGCGGCGGCGCUCAAGGAGCUCCUCACCUUCCUCGGGAAAAAGAACCCCGGGCUCGCCGCGGAGUGCGGCGCCACGCCGGACGACGCCGGGAAGGGCCGGGUCGCCGGCCUCCUCUUCGUCUCCGAGAGAGACAACGGCCUCGAGACGCUGCACGUGGCCCUGCGCUGCACGGCCUCUGGGGCCGGCGGUGGCAAGGCGGCGGUGAAGGUGCUCCGCCUCGCCGACGUGUACGGCGCCGACGCCUUCGGCGGUGUGCGCAUGGAGGACAGCGGCUGCGUUGCCGGCGGCUUCGACGGCGUCGGCCACUCCCUGGUCUACGUCUCCACCAAGGAGCCCGCCAAGAAGCGCCGUGCGCCGUGGACCGUCGUGUACAAGACCAGCCUCGCCGACGGCAAGACCGAGCGCCUCACUCCACCAGGUCAGUAUGAUCUGAGCCCCGCGGUAUCACCGUCCGGGAAGAUGGUGGCAGUGGCCAACUUCCGAUGGAACCAGUGGACCGGCGAGAUUGAGCACCUGAAGACUGACAUUGUAGUCAUGAACGUGGACAGGCGGGCGCAGGGUGGGCUGCGGCGCAAGAUCCUCAUCAGGGACGGUGGCUGGCCGACGUGGGGCAGCGACAACAUCAUCUUCUUCCACCGAGGAGUCGACAAAAUGCUCCCCUCAGGUAUGGUUCAAACAGAUUGGGGCGUGUUCCGGUAUGACAUCACCACCAAGGAAACCAUCCGGGUGACACCGCUGGGGUUCGACGCGGUAACUCCGGCGGCUGUCAACGAAACCACGGUGGUCGUGGCCACCAUCCGGCAGAAGUCUGAGAAAACAGGCGCGCACCGAGAAGUGGCGGAGUAUCGCCAUAUCGAGAUAUUUGAUGUCACCGCACCUUACAAGCCAGUGCAAAUAACCAUCAAAAGCAGGCCAGAAGUUGAUCACUACAACCCUUUCAUUCUUCACGGUGGCAACUGCGUUGGUUACCACCGCUGUAGAACCGACAAUCUACUUGAGAACAAUGGAAAUGAUGGUGUCCAAAGAAACUUCCACAAGCUGCAAUCCCCACCGUCGCACGCGGGCGUGGGUCUCUUUAGGGUAUCCGGUGUGUUCCCAACCACCUCCAAGGAUGGCUCCAAACUCGCAUUCGUCGAUAAUAACUUCAAAGCCGUGUGGCUCGCAGACAGCCAUGGUAUACGCCGUGUAUACGAGAUGAGGGGUACCAACAGCAUCUUCUCAACAUCAUGGAACAAAAACCAAGACAGGGACACAUUGUACGUGUGUAUAGGCCCAUCCUUCUCGGCCGGCAAACCGCUCGAGAUCUACGCCAUCUCCAACGUGUCUGGGCCGCGCGGUGGUCGAAAGGUGGAGCGCCUCACGGAUGGGCAUUUCAACAACGCCUUCCCGUCUAGCAACCAUGACGGGACCAAGUUCGUGUUCCGGUCGACGAGAGACGGAGGGGCGGAGCUGCACAAGAACCUCUACAUCAUGGAGGACGCGGAGGUCGGGGAGUUCAGCGAAGGCACGGUGAGACGACUGACCAAUGGGCCGUGGACCGACACCCAUUGUAGCUGGUCUCCAAAGAACGACUGGAUCGUCUUCUCCUCCUCCCGUGACAAGGCGGCCGGCGCGCCAAAGAGGGACAUCCUAGACCCGGGCUCCUUCGCCGUGUUCAUGGUCAUGGCGAGUGAUCCUACGGUGGUGGUGCGGGUGAUGAAGAGCUCAGAUAGUGUCGCCGGGCACGUCACCCACCCGAUGUUCAGCCCGGACAUGAGAAGCAUCGUCGUCGCAGCCGACCUCGCCGCUGUCUCCACGGAGCCCAUCUCGAUGCCGCAGUUCUUGCACUCUGUCAGGCCCUACGGCGACAUCUUCUCCGUCGACCUUCGUGACACGGACGACAUGAGCAAGAACAAGGACAUCAAGGAGUUCCACCGCAUCACGCACAGUCGGUACGAGUAUGCCACACCAGAAUGGACAAGGUUUGCCACCGACGACCCACAUGCACAGUGGAAGGGCAUGCUCGUCGACAAUGGCAGCCUCGCUUUUGGGGCGGCAUGCCCGCGGUAAACGUUCCACACUUUGACGGACAAACAAGAGAGCUGCUGGCACGACCACAUGUCACCAUCCAAUGCAACUAGUCUAGGCGCGCUUCCAUAUUGUUUUUUAGUAUAUCCAUUGUCGACCUAAAACAUUUUGCUUCCAACCAUAUUUGUUUUUCAUAGUUUGCUUCCAUGAGUAUUUUGACUAUUGAGACUUCUUUUAGUAUAUUCUUUGUAAUAAUAUUGGUCGAGAAUAUAAUUAUUUCAGCAAAUAA
Messenger RNA from Hordeum vulgare subsp. vulgare (domesticated barley), 2563 nucleotides. RefSeq lists its product as uncharacterized. Lineage: Eukaryota; Viridiplantae; Streptophyta; Magnoliopsida; Poales; Poaceae. The record is from RefSeq and is a predicted model, not a curated record. The coding region runs from base 115 to 2316 and encodes 733 amino acids. The transcript is spliced from 4 exons.